UUUUAUUUUUUUAGAUUGAAGGAAAUAGAAGAGAGAUUGCAUGGACUGAAGACCUCCACCAUAGCUAAGACGCCUGCCUUAAAAUUUAAGGUUGAAAACUUUUUCUGCAUGGGAUCUCCCUUAGCAGUGUUUUUGGCCUUGCGCGGCAUCCGCCCGGGGAACAGCGGAAGUCAAGAUCACAUUCUUCCUAGAACUAUUUGUAAUCGGUUGCUAAAUAUUUUUCAUCCAACGGACCCAGUGGCCUAUAGACUAGAACCUUUAAUUCUGAAGCAUUAUAGCAACAUUUCUCCUGUCCAGAUCCACUGGUACAACACCACGAACCCUCUACCUUACGAACACAUGAAGCCAAGUCUCCUCAACCCGGCAAAAGAUUCUACCUCAGCCCCGGAGAGUGAAGCUCUCCCGACGUUACCCAGCCCCACGACGUCCCCUGUCAUGGCACGGCGGCACUAUGGGGAGUCCAUUACAAACAUAGGCAAAGCAAGUAUAAUGGGUAACUAUAUUUGAAACCUUGACAGCUUGUGUUUAUCUGUAGCUAUCUUAUCUCUCUUACUAGUUGAGCUCUCCAGUUAUGUAUGCAUGUCCUCAUGCUCUGAAAAUAUAUGUACUGUAUU
This is a messenger RNA of Anolis sagrei ordinatus, 614 nucleotides long. NCBI's taxonomy places the organism in Eukaryota, Metazoa, Chordata, Lepidosauria, Squamata, Anolidae. The record is from RefSeq and is a predicted model, not a curated record.